CCGGUUAGACCGGGUGAAUUCUGUCCUUAAAAACUCAUUCCAUCGGAGGUGACCGCCAUUUUCCCCAACACCUUCUUCCUCUCUCUCGGGCUACUAAUUCAGCCACGCGCAGUCGCAUCGAGCUGCCACUUAGACAGAGCAGUCUUCGCGGUAAGAGUUGCAGGGAAUAUUUUCAACUGCUCAAGAGAAUGGCUGGCCACAAGGUUGCUCACGUCACUUUGAAAGGACCAAGUUUGGUAAAGGAGAUUAUCUUAGGGUCUGCCCUUGGGUUGCUUGCGGGAGGGCUGUGGAAAAUGCAUCACUGGAAUGAGCAGAGGAAAUCGAGAGCAUUUUAUGACAUGCUAGAGAAAGGUGAGAUUAGUAUUGUUGCUGAAGAAUAGAUCUUCUGCAUCCAAUAUGCCCCUAUCAUUGCUUUGAAAAUGGAUUUUUGUUCAUUGUGUUACUUUGCAAUCGACUCAUGCAAGUUUGGAUGGAAAAUGACCAUAAUUGAGUGGUUAGGUAUUAAUAAAUGUCUCUGGAACUGACAUUGUGAAACACAUUUGAUUAUCGAACAUCUUUUUUCAUAUAUGAUGGUGAUUGCUCAAUUUGAAGCAA
This is a messenger RNA of Macadamia integrifolia, 594 nucleotides long. RefSeq names its product probable cytochrome c oxidase subunit 5C-1. Bases 189 to 380 code for a protein of 63 amino acids. The transcript has 2 exons. The record is from RefSeq and is a predicted model, not a curated record. Lineage: Eukaryota; Viridiplantae; Streptophyta; Magnoliopsida; Proteales; Proteaceae.